Messenger RNA from Coffea eugenioides, 4738 nucleotides. RefSeq names its product protein NAP1. The record is from RefSeq and is a predicted model, not a curated record. NCBI's taxonomy places the organism in Eukaryota, Viridiplantae, Streptophyta, Magnoliopsida, Gentianales, Rubiaceae. Gene Ontology annotation, cellular component: SCAR complex. The transcript has 24 exons. The coding region runs from base 223 to 4377 and encodes 1384 amino acids. Gene Ontology annotation, biological process: cell morphogenesis; cell projection assembly; cell migration.
UUCAUCUCCCCAAGUAGAAGAAGAACUUGAACAGCAGUUGUUGAAAUGCUACUGAAAAUUCCGAAUUGGAGCUGAAUUUCACUUCUCAGAUCUGACACUUCCAGCUCUGAUCAUUAACUCCAAUGCCUUCUGGGUAGAAGAAAACUUAUAUAUCUAGUUCUCAUUUAUCAGCGAAAAGGGGGUAAAUAAUUGGGUCUAAAACUUUGCAUAUGAGCGCAAAAAAUGGCAAAGUCUAGGCAACACUAUUCAGAAGAAGACGAACUGUCAUCCUCGCCCACUUCUUUGAGGGCAAGGGAAUCGGAAGGUCCAUCGAGGUGGACAGAGUACUUGGGUCAAGAUGUGGCCUUUAAAGCUUCUAGAGGGAACUCAAAUGGGGUGCCUGAAGGAUCGGUUCAGGGGUCGAUUGGAUUGAGUGCAAAGGGAUUGAACUUGCGGUGGGUUUACCAGCUCACUCAAGUUGCUGAAGGUUUGAUGGCCAAGAUGUAUAGGUUGAAUCAGAUUUUGGAUUACCCUGAUGUUGUUAGUCAUGCAUAUUCAGAAGCAUUUUGGAAGUCAGGCGUGUUCCCUAACCAUCCGAAGAUUUGUGUGUUGGUCGCCAAGAAGUUUCCUGAGCACCACAGCCGACUACAGCUUGAGCGAGUUGAUAAGGCUGCUUUGGAUGCUAUGAAUGAUGGAGCUGAAGUUCAUUUACAAAGUUUGGAACCAUGGAUUCAGCUGCUUCAUGACCUGAUGGGAUUUCGAGAACAAGCUUUACGGCUCAUAUUGGAUCUCAGUAGUACAGUGAUUACCCUAUUGCCCCAUCAGAACUUUCUUAUAUUGCACGCAUUCAUGGACCUAUUUUGUUCAUUUGUUCGUGUCAAUCUCUUGUCUGAGAAGAUACCAAGAAAAAUGAUGCUGCAAACUUAUAAUCUUUUGCAUGCAAUGUCAAGAAAUGACCGAGACUGUGAUUUUUAUCAUCGGUUGCUUCAAUUUGUAGACUCUUAUGAUCCACCAUUGAAGGGGUUACAUGAAGACCUGAAUUUUGUGAGCCCUCGAAUUGGAGAGGUUCUAGAGGCCAUUGGUCCCAUAAUAUUUUUAUCUAUGGAUACAAGGAAGCUGAGGAAUGAGGGUUUUCUCAGUCCAUUUCACCCUCGAUAUCCUGACAUACUCACCAACUCUGCACAUCCCAUGAGGGCUCAAGACUUGGCAAAUGUUACUGCUUAUCGAGAAUGGGUUCUGUUUGGUUAUCUUGUUUGUCCUGAUGAGCUUCUCCGAGUAACCAGCAUAGACAUUGCGCUGGUUGUGCUGAAGGAAAACCUGGUUCUUACUUUAUUUAGGGAUGAGUACAUAUUGUUGCAUGAGGAUUAUCAGUUGUAUGUUUUACCACGGAUAUUGGAAUCCAAGAAGAUGGCUAAGUCUGGACGGACGAGACAGAAAGAGGCAGAUCUGGAGUAUAGUGUUGCAAAGCAGGUUGAGAAAAUGAUAAGUGAGGUACACGAGCAAGCGAUAUUUUCCUGUGAUGUAAUACACCAUGAGCGAAGAAUACUAUUGAAGCAAGAGAUUGGAAGAAUGGUUCUUUUUUUCACAGAUCAACCAAGCUUGUUAGCUCCUAAUAUUCAGAUGGUAUUCUCUGCAUUGGCCUUCGCUCAAAGUGAGGUGUUAUGGUAUUUCCAACAUGUUGGAGUAGCAUCACCAAGAUCAAAAGCUGGUCGAAUGGUGCCAGUAGAAAUUGAUCCAAAUGAUCCAACUAUUGGGUUCUUAUUAGAUGGAAUGGACCGCCUUUGUUGUCUAGUUCGCAAAUAUAUUGCAGCUAUUAGAGGCUAUGCCUUGUCAUUCCUGUCAUCAGGUGCUGGUAGAAUUCGUUUUCUUCUGGGAACACCUGGAAUGGUAGCACUUGACCUCGAUGCAACCUUGAAAGGACUCUUCCAGAAGAUUGUUCAGCACCUUGAAAACAUACCGAAGCCACAGGGUGAAAAUAUAUCUGCCAUCACUUGUGAUUUAUCUGAAUUGCGGAAGGAUUGGUUAUCAAUAUUGAUGAUUGUUACUUCUGCUCGGUCAUCUAUUAACAUUAGACAUUUGGAAAAAGCUACUGUAUCCACUGGAAAGGAGGGAUUACUGUCAGAAGGAAAUGCUGCUUAUAAUUGGUCUAGAUGUGUUGAUGAACUUGAAUCUCAGUUGUCAAAACAUGGGAGUCUGAAGAAACUAUAUUUUUAUCACCAGCACCUAACAACGGUUUUCCGGAACACCAUGUUUGGGCCCGAGGGGCGUCCACAACAUUGCUGCGCAUGGCUUGGUGUUGCCAGCAGCUUCCCAGAAUGUGCUUCUCCAAUUGUUUCUGAAGAGGUAACAAAAAUUGGUCGUGAUGCAGUUCUGUAUGUUGAAUCCCUUAUUGAAUCCAUCAUGGGAGGACUAGAGGGGUUAAUCAACAUUCUUGACUCUGAAGGAGGAUUUGGCUCUCUAGAAAUGCAGCUUCUUCCAGAGCAGGCAGCAAAUCUCAUGAAUUUGACAUCCAGACUUUCCAGUCAAUCAUUUAAGUCUCCAAAACCUGUUUCUGGUUUUCAUUUUCCUGGCUUUGAGAGCUACCCUGCCAACAGUGAAUCUAUAAAAAUGCUAGAAGCAGCAAUGCAGAGGUUAACAAAUCUUUGCUCAGUCUUAAAUGACAUGGAGCCUAUCUGUGUUCUAAACCAUGUUUUUGUUCUGAGGGAGUACAUGCGAGAGUGCAUCCUUGGGAACUUCAAAAGAAGAUUAUUUGCUGUGCUGAAAACUGACAAUGAUCUUCAACGGCCUUCUGUUCUAGAAUCACUUAUCCACCGACAUACAGCUAUAAUCCAUUUGGCAGAGCAACAUGUUAGCAUGGACCUUACACUUGGAAUUCGAGAAAUUAUACUUUCUGAAACCUUUUCUGGCCCAGUUUCCUCCUUGCACUUGUUUGAAAAGCCUGCAGAGCAGCAUACUGGAUCUGCUGUUGAAUCUGUGUGUAACUGGUACAUAGAAAAUAUUGUCAAGGAUGUAUCUGGUGCUGGUAUCCUAUUUGCACCAUUGCAUGGGUGCUUCAAAAGCACAAGGCCUGUUGGGGGAUAUUUUGCUGAGUCAGUUACUGAUCUUAGGGAAUUGAAAGCGUUCAUUCGUAUUUUUGGUGGCUAUGGAGUUGACCGACUGGAUCAAAUGAUAAAAGAGCAUACAGCUGCCCUUCUAAAUUGUAUUGACACAUCAUUGCGAGCAAACCGUGAGAAUCUGGAGGCAGUUGCUGGAAGCAUGCAUUCUGGAGACAGGAUGGAGAGAGAAGCAAAUAUUAAGCAAAUUGACAUGGACACCAUGAUUGGGUUCUGUAUCCAAGCUGGGCAAGCAAUCGCGUUUGAUGGCCUUUUGGCAGAAGCUUCUGGUGCCGUGCUUGAAGAAGGUGCACCAUUGAUACAUUCAUUACUAGCUGGAGUUUCUAAGCAUUUACCUGAUGAUAUACCUGAGAAGAAGGAGAUCAGAAGGAUGAGAAGAGUGGCAAACUCCAUUAAUGUAUUCCCUGACCAUGACUCCGAGUGGAUCAGAUCCAUACUUGAAGAGGUUGGGGGUGCAAGUGAUGGUUCAUGGAAUUUGUUGCCAUACUUAUUUGCCACAUUUAUGACAUCUAAUAUCUGGAACACUACUGCUUUCAAUGUUGAUACUGGAGGCUUCAACAAUAAUAUGCACUGCUUGGCAAGGUGUAUCUGUGCAGUAAUAGCAGGAAGUGAAUUUGUGAGACUUGAGAGGGAAUAUCAACAGAAGCAGUCUUUUUCCAAUGGCCAUGUUGACCAGACACUGAAUUCUGAGAAUCAAAAUCGGUUAUCAGCAGAGACUAAUAUAAAGACCACAAUGCAGCUCUUUGUGAAAUUUUCUGCUGGAAUAGUUCUUGACUCUUGGAUGGAAAACAAUAGAUCUGAUCUCGUUGCAAAGCUGAUCUUCCUGGACCAAUUUUGUGAAAUGGCAACAUACCUGCCAAGAAGCUCACUGGAAUCCCACAUCCCGUAUGCCAUUCUUCGUUCAAUCUACAGCCAGUACUAUGCAAAUUCUCCUUCUAUACCGCUGGCAUUACUAAGUGUAUCUCCCCGCCAUUCUCCUGCUACAUUAGCACAUGCAUCUCCUGUGGUGAGGCCACGUGGUGAUUCAACUCCUCAGUCCAGUGUUCAUGAUUCAGGGUAUUAUAAGGCAUCCACAACCCCUAGUCGUGAUCAACACUAUGAUACUGGCAAUACAAGUGUAAGAAGCGUGGAUAAGCCACAUCGGAAUGUUCGGCGCUCUGGGCCAUUGGAUUAUAGUUCUAGUCGCAAAGUGAAAUAUGUUGAAGGGUCGACCUCAGGGAGCACAGGUCCUAGUCCAUUGCCAAGGUUUGCUGUGUCAAGGUCUGGUCCCAUGUCUUACAAAUAGAAACAUGAACCUGAUCAUAGGAAGUUUUGUAUAUCUGCUGCUGUUAGUUGGCACUUGUUUCAGGGCGUAAGAGUUACUCAUGUAGCUUACACCAAUUUUGGGAAUGCUUAUAUAUGUAGUUGAGAUUCUUUCCUCUAUGAAUCAAUUUCUUGUAAGCUUUGCAUAAUUGCUUCAGUUUCCUAGAUAAAAUACUUGUUUCCUCAUGUAAAAAUGAAAGCAAGUUACUUUUCUUCUCAGGGGCAUGUAUGCUGUCAUAAAUAGGGAUGGCAAUGGAUAGAGUAAAACUUGAUACUCACAAUAUCCAAUCCGAUGAUUAAUCCGAUUAUAUGAUUGAUGGGUUAAUCGGAGACAGAAUGUACAA